CACACACACACACACACACACACACACACACACACACACACACAAUGAAAAGAAUUUAAGGUCAGAAUGUCGUUCUGGAAGCACAGAGGGCAAUCCUCUUCAGAGAGGAAGUGGAUGCCCCUCACUAACAGCUCUCGGCCACACCGUCCCGAAGGCCGGCGAGUGAGCAGGCGGCUUGCUUCGUCUCUUACCCUACUGUUUUCUGGAAUUGCUGCUAGUGGCCCCCAGAACUCGCCCCAGGGCUUGAGGUUGGUUUAUUUUUCUCAGUUCUGGGAACUGAAUCCAGGAUCUGUCCAUGCUAGGUCAGGGCUCUGUCACAGAUACCACCGAGCUCCUCUUCCUUCAUCCUAAAAUCCCCAAUGGCAAGGUUGAGGCAGGAGGAUUGUGAGAGUGAAACCAGUCUAGGUGACCUACUGGGAUCCUGCCUUAAAGUAAAAGAACAUAUAUCGGGAUGUAGUUCAGUGAAGGGGGCCUUGGGUUCGGUUCCCAGUACCGCAGAGACAAGCAACCCCAAAUAAAAACAGCCUGCCCUGAAGGCUCACACCUGUAAUCCCUGCACGUUGGAGGCUCAAGCAGGAGGAUUGCUGGGAGUUUGAGGCCAGCCCGGAUGGCUACACGGGAGACCUUGUCUCAAAAAAAGCCAAUAAAACAAGCAUGCUCUCCAUCAUGGUGCCCUGUGCUAUUCCUCAGCCCAAGAUCCCACUGGGUCCCUUGGCCUCCAUGUGGCAAAGCAACAGGCUUCUGUCCCCUGACCCUCCCGACUGUUUCCAGUCACCACACCUUGCGCCAUGCCUCUUUCCUGUGUGUGACAGCAGCAUCUCUAGCUCCGCUGCCCAGAUGCACUUCAGAUUCCAGGUCUGCCAUCUGCCCACAUACACUGACUGGGUUCUGCCUCCCCCCAUACUCCUCGCCAGUGUGUGGGUCUCCUGAUGCUUCCCUGGGGAGGUGGAGGAUCGUGUGGGUGGAAUGGCUGGUGGGAUUUUGAUGGAAGCGAGAGCCGGUCCUGUGGCUAUGUGGUGUAGUGUGUGGUGAGGUCGAUCAAACCACGGCGUCCCGGAGCAGAGCCAGCCAUCUGUCUGGCAGGCGGUUUGGGAUUUGAGAGCUGCGGGUUCAGAUGGGCUGGGUCCUGCUGAUGUUAUGGGAGAGGGAGAUGCCCAGGGCAUUUGGAAAGCAGCGUUGGCAGGACCUGGCAGGUAGCUAUGAGGGAAUGAAGGGAGGAGGAGGAGGAGGCAAGAAUGGCCCCCAGCUGGCUCGGCUGACUACAGAAAACUACUGAUGAGUGCAUCUUGGUGCUGCCCUGUCCCCUCUUCCCGGACUGUCUUCAGUUACCUCCGUGUGUCUGUCUGUACCCCCCCCCCACCUCUCUCCAUUCCUCACAAACAAGCAGGCCUCCAGCUUGCCACUACUACUGUAGUCAAGGUGGUUGCCACAGCAGUUGACAUCAGUGCUCUGGUCCCUAAGGAGCCUGUCACCCUCCAGCCUGCCCGCAGCUCGGCAUUGCUACUUCUGCAAGGAACAGGCAGGAGGUAGUUGGGCACACACUCACGGGUCUCCUGUUCUGAGAACUGGGUGGGGCCAGAGAGGGCCAGUGGCGAAAAGGAGAGGCUGGAAAGGGAGGCGGGUCUUCGGGUGGCCUCUUCAGGCACCUGAGGUUCCAGCCCACUUGGUUCCUUGACGUCGGUGGGAGCAGUGGCAAGAGCUGUAGCACUUGGGCCAUGGCAGAGGACGGGCCGCAGAAGCAGCAGCUGGACAUGCCGCUGGUUCUAGACCAGGACCUGACCAAGCAGAUGCGGCUCCGUGUGGAGAGCCUGAAGCAGCGUGGGGAGAAGCGGCAGGAUGGCGAGAAGCUGCUCCGGCCGGCUGAGUCUGUCUACCGCCUUGACUUCAUCCAGCAGCAGAAGCUACAGUUCGAUCGCUGGGAUGUGGUUCUGGACAAGCCGGGCAAGGUCACCAUCACGGGCACCUCGCAGAACUGGACGCCCGACCUCACCAACCUCAUGACGCGCCAGCUGCUGGACCCUGCUGCCAUCUUCUGGCGCAAGGAAGACUCCGACGCCAUGGAUUGGAAUGAGGCCGAUGCCCUGGAAUUUGGAGAGCGCCUGUCUGACCUGGCCAAAAUCCGCAAGGUCAUGUAUUUCCUCAUCACCUUUGGCGAGGGCGUGGAGCCUGCCAACCUCAAGGCCUCCGUGGUGUUUAACCAGCUCUGAUGACCAUCCCUGGCUGCCCUGCCUCUGGCCCACAGCUCUCCCUCGCCUGAACGUCCUUCCUCGUGUGUAUUUUGGGGACAUUCUUCUAGCUGCUCCUUCUGUGCUUGACUUGGCCAGAGGCCCCCUGAGUCCUACAUGCCCCCCCUUUGGUGCCAGUGCCGUGGCUCACAGGGAUGUCCCCUGGCUCCGUAGUCUAGAAGCUAGACACCGCUACUAUAGACAAUAGAGGCCUUUGUGGGCAGAUGGCUGGGCAUCCUGGACAUCUGCCGUCUCUGCUUCAUUGUGGUGGAGAGAGGGGAAUUGAGAGACCAAGAGCUCCAAACAACCAGCCGCUGAUUUCCUUCAGGCACGGGAGACUGAGACAAGACAGGAACUGCCUUCUGGGGAACCUGGCAAGAGGGCAUUUGCCUGCUGGCCAAAGCUGGAGUCGGGAGGUGAACGCCCAGGGGCACUCUGGCAGCGGGAGGGUGCUGCCAGGGUCAGUGUCCCCCUGCUGUGACCUCAGGGCCUUCAAGACGCUGGGCAGGAUGACAGCCAGGCUUGGUCUGUCUGGCAGAGGGUAGCCAGCUUUGCAGGCCUGGCCCAGGUUUCUGUGGAGAAGGUAAAGGACAUGUAGACGCUACCCACACAUACAUAUAUAUAUAUAUUGAGAGAUGGCAUGCUAUAUUUGUAUGGCUGCAUGCCCGAGGGCGAAUACUAGUCAGGAAUUAGGCUAACUUUAGUUCAGUUGGUACUGUUCCUGGGCAUGGUGGAGGUAACCCUGGCUGAGCCCUCCUUGGUGCAGGGCUUCCUGAACUGGGAGACUGAGGCUCAAUUGGUGAAGCAGAGAACUGAGUUAGAGGGGUCCAGGGCUCUGAGCCAGGAACACUGAUGUCCCUGUUAGGAUGGCUGGCCUUUGCAGCUCUCUGGUCAGGAACACGGGUGUUGUGUCCUGCAGUCACCUCUCUGGGCAUUUACUGGUUCUGCUGGAGCGGAAGCACAUGGGUGAGGCUUGGGGGCAGGUAUGAUGUCUGAGUCUAAAGUGGGUUAAAGGUGUUCAGAUGGGAUGCCUAACACUGGCUUCGGAGGCUAUCCAGGAAAGCCCACUCACCAAACUGACGGGGAAACUGAGGCACAGUUAUCGGCAGAUUCAGUCCUGCCCCAAAGCCUCAUUUCCCUUUGAGGAGAAGCCUCACCUGCCACCUAGCAUCCGCCAGGGGUACCUCAGCAAUGCCACCCGCUCUGUUUCAAGGCUGCCUCCAUCUGAGGUACCAGUGCAUCAAGAUCUGAAGGUAGGAGCCGUUCCAGCGGGUUGGGCGGCCAGGAGGGCAAGCCCCGGCUCAGAGUCAGGAUUCUGGAGGGAGGAGAUAGGCUGUGGCACUGGCUGUGGUGGCUGUGCUCUGUCGCAUGCUUGCAGAAGCACCUGCUAGUGCGUCUAGACGCUGCCGACUCUAGGAAGCCAUGCCUAGGCAGGGGCUGUCCCUUUCUGCUUCUCUUUCUGACCUCUCCCUACCGCUCUCGAGACCCCUUUGGGUCACACUGCCCGUCCUCCAAUUCUGUCUCACCCCAUUUGCCCUGUGGGGACCUGAGUGUCUCUGCUGUGCCUGUCCUGUGUCCCCAAUAAAGACUGUGUGCCCUCCCCUU
Molecule: messenger RNA, 3830 nt
Organism: Peromyscus leucopus (white-footed mouse)
Lineage: Eukaryota; Metazoa; Chordata; Mammalia; Rodentia; Cricetidae
Gene: Omp
Product: olfactory marker protein
Exons: 1
Coding region: 1716-2207 (163 amino acids)
Biological process (GO): sensory perception of smell; signal transduction
Cellular component (GO): nucleus; axon; neuronal cell body
Source: RefSeq, a predicted model, not a curated record